UCUUCAAAAGUCGUAAAUCAAUUUUCAUCAAAAUAAGGCCUUAAAAAGUAUUAAACUGUCUUAAAUUCAGAUUUCAUUGGUCUUAAAUAUUUGUGUGCCAUGUCAGUGCGAAAAUGCGGGCAAUCUGUUCUGCCAGGUCAAAUAUUUUUUUUCCGGUAGCCUGUGCGCUGCGUUGUCUUUGGUUAGGUCAGAGCGUAGACUACUGCGCAGCUGUAGCCCCACCCCCCCGAUUACGCCACUGCCAGGGCUCCUGUUUAUUGGUUUUAUCAUCUAGCCAGGGCUCCAGCCUGUUCGUUUAUAGAUUUUGGCGCGAUUCAGACCCCUCACUACGAUAUAGACACUCGACUCUGAAACAUGGGUAAGUGUAAAUUUAAUGAUAAAUGGCUCGAGAAGGACGAGUAUGACUGGUUAAGGUCGGUGCCUGGUAGCGCCUAUGAAGCUCGGUGCACUGUGUGUAAAAAAACCUUCAAACUUGGGACAAUGGGGAUCGGAGCGGUGGAAUCCCAUGUCCAGAGCCAGAAACACAAAGCUUACUCAAAAGCAUGCCUGCAGCCUACAAUUACUAGCUUCUGCUCCACCGCUAGCAAUGAUGUAAUUGACAACGCUAGUGUUGCAAUAGGAAAUCCACAGCCUGUUACAAGCAUGCCAUCUGACCGCGCAAUUUGUGGCUCUACGCCAACACUGCGAGCAGAGGUGAUUUGGGUGAUGAGGACCGUGACAAGCCACCAUUCCUGCAGGUCCAAUGACGGAAUUGAUGACUUGUUUAAAGCGAUGUUCCCAGAUUCUGCCCUUGUACAGUCUUUUACAUGCGGGAAAGACAAGACCAGAUACGUUGCCAAAUUUGGAUUGGCGCCGUAUAUAAAAAAAGAGCUUGUCAAUGAAGUUCAAAAAUGCGGUGCGUUUGUUGUCAUGUUCGAUGAGACACUGAACCAGACAACCAAAACCAAACAAAUGGACUUGCAUGUGCGUUAUUGGUUAAAUGACCAUGUCCAGUCUAGGUUCUACGGAUCACAGUUCAUGGGCCACGCAACUGCCAAGGACCUACUUCAGCAUUUCAAAGAGCAUGCAGAUACAUUUGGAGGUGCCCAGCUGAUUGUGGUGGGGAGCUGUGGGCUUCACACACUCCACAAUGCCUUUAAAAGUGGCUUCAGUGUCUGGCAGAUGGAGAAAGUGCUCAGGGCAUUGCAUACACUCUUGCACAAUACCCCUGCUAGAAGAGAAGAUUUCUGCUCUUUGACCAAGUCAUCUGUGUUUCCCCUACCAUUCUGUGGGCAUCGCUGGAUCGAAAACCUACCCGUUGUCGACAGGGCUAUCACCAUAUGGCCAAUGAUGGUGAAGUAUGUGGAUGCAGUGACACAGAAAAAGCUUCCAAACCCUAGAACAUCCUCCUAUGACACUCUUGCAGAGGCACGGAAUGACCCUCUCAUAAUGGCCAAGCUGCACUUCUUUAUGGCUGUCUCUAGGACCUUCACCACAUUUCUGACUAAGUAUCAGACAGAUGAGCCGGUGAUUCCAUUCAUCGGUAAAGAUCUGGCUGUUCUCAUGAAGAGCCUACUGAAGAGGUUCAUCAAGGCAGAGAUCCUUAAUGACAUCACAGCACUGCAAAUGGUCAAACUGGACACAACUGCCAAGGAAGCAAGGGCUGGCCUAAAGGCUGUGGACAUUGGAUUAGGAGCAGAAGUAGUCCUAAAGGUGAUGUGAUUGUCCAACAAUUUGGAAAUUUCUUGUCUCUGGAGGCAAAACAUGAGUCAUUCUCCUCUUUCCAACCCAUGCGUACAAGACUGGACGUUUUCCUGCAUGGACUCCUCCAUCAAUCCUACCCUGAACUCUGGGCAUUCUGCAGGAAACUUCUGCUUCUCUCCCAUGGCCAAGCAACGGUUGAGAGGGGCUUUUCUGUAAACAAGGAGGUAGAGGCCGAUAACAUGAAGGAGGACACAGUGGUUGCUCAGAGGAUGAUCUGUGACUAUGUCUCUGUCUGUGGGGGGGUUCUCAAAGUACCUCUGACUAAGGAGCUUUUGGCAGCUGCAGCUUCAGCUAGGUCUCAGUAUCGGCUACACCUGGACCAGGAAAAGAGAAAGCAUGCGAGCAAUGCUCAAAGAGAAAAGAGAAAAGGUGCAGAAGACCACCUAGAGCAGCUCAAAACGAAGAAGAAGAUACUGAUUGAGGUAGCAAACAGCCUGGAAAAAGAUGCAGACAAGCUAGCAGAACAAGCUGAGGGUAAAUCAGGCACACUCAUGGCCCAGCUAA
Molecule: messenger RNA, 2247 nt
Organism: Gadus macrocephalus (Pacific cod)
Lineage: Eukaryota; Metazoa; Chordata; Actinopteri; Gadiformes; Gadidae
Exons: 4
Coding region: 355-1701 (448 amino acids)
Source: RefSeq, a predicted model, not a curated record